GAUUUUUGGAAAGCGAAGGAAAACUUUCGAUUGUAUUUGUGGCCGUCAGGUCGGAUGAUUCCUGCUUCUCCGAUCCUAUCACAUCGCGCACUACCUUCCAGCGAAUCCAUCACGGAAGAAAUUGUUCCCCACCCACCCUAGACUCGCCGCCGUCGCAACUCCCACCCGAUCCCCAAAUUCUCCGGCGGUGAUGGCCAGCCUGUGGCGCGCCGUGAUGGAUAGCGUCAGCGGCUCCUCCCCCUCGGCGCUGGACGCGGCCCCAGGUAGCGGCGUCGAGUUCUGGCACGGCGCAGAGCGCGCUGGGUGGCUAAAUAAGCAGGGCGAGUACAUCAAGACGUGGAGGCGGCGGUGGUUCGUGCUGAAGCAGGGGAGGCUUUUCUGGUUCAAGGACCCUGCGGUGACACGGGCCUCGGUGCCCCGCGGCGUCAUCCCCGUCGCCACCUGCCUCACAGUCAAGGGCGCCGAGGACGUGCUCAACCGCCAGUUCGCCUUCGAGCUCUCCACGCCUGCCGAGACCAUGUAUUUCAUUGCGGACUCCGAGAAGGACAAGGAGGAGUGGAUUAACUCCAUCGGUCGCUCCAUCGUCCAGCACUCCCGCUCCGUCACCGACGCAGAGGUCGUUGACUACGACAGCCGCCCCCAGCCCCCGCCGCAGCUUAUGACCAGCGAAGAGAGUGCACCAGCAGCUUAAUGGCGUGGUGAUUCCUGUGAACUCUCUCGAUAUGGAUCUGACUUGUAGCAUAUGUAUUUCCAAUUCCAUGUGAUUGUGGCCUUGUGCCGACGUUCCUCACUCUUGAUUAUGUAGCAGUAUAUUAACUAUCAACGACAUGGUCUGGUAUGGUAAUAAGCGAGUUAAUAAGCUGUGCUUUCGUUUAUAGUUUGUUUUAUAUGUAUAUACUAUACUA
Molecule: messenger RNA, 905 nt
Organism: Zea mays
Lineage: Eukaryota; Viridiplantae; Streptophyta; Magnoliopsida; Poales; Poaceae
Product: pleckstrin homology domain-containing protein 1
Exons: 1
Coding region: 191-691 (166 amino acids)
Source: RefSeq, marked validated